CCCUCUUCGACCUCAGCUAUUUCAUCGUCUCCAUCCUCUACCUCAAGUAUGAGCCAGGAGCAGUGGAGCUGUCCCGGCGCCACCCCAUGGCAUCCUGGCUGUGCGCCAUGCUGCACUGCUUUGGGAGUUAUAUCCUGGCUGAUCUGCUCCUUGGGGAGCCCCUGAUUGACUACUUCAGCAACAACUCCAGCAUCUUACUGGCCUCAGCCAUCUGGUACCUGAUUUUCUUCUGUCCCCUGGACCUCUUUUACAAGUGUGUCUGCUUCCUGCCUGUGAAACUCAUCUUCGUGGCCAUGAAGGAGGUGGUGAGAGUCCGCAAGAUUGCCGUGGGUAUCCACCACGCGCAUCACCACUACCACCAUGGGUGGUUUGUCAUGAUCGCCACCGGCUGGGUCAAAGGCGCUGGUGUUGCCCUCAUGUCCAAAUUUGAGCAGCUGCUCCGAGGGGUCUGGAAGCCAGAGACCAAUGAGAUCUUGCACAUGUCCUUCCCCACCAAGGCCAGCCUGUAUGGAGCCAUACUCUUCACCCUCCAGCAGACCCGCUGGCUCCCGGUGUCCAAAGCCAGUCUCAUCUUUAUCUUCACCAUGUUUAUGGUGUCCUGUAAGGUGUUCCUGACGGCCACGCACUCCCACAGCUCCCCUUUUGAUGUUCUGGAGGGCUACAUCUGCCCUGUGCUAUUUGGGACGACCAUGGGGGGUGACCAUCACCAUGACAACCACGGUGGGCCCCAUGGAGGGUCCCACGGUGGUGGUGGGCCCAGCUCUCUGCACUCAGCCAUGGCUGCAAAGUCCAAGGAGGAGCUGAGUGAGGGCUCAAGGAAGAAGAAGACCAAGAAGGCAGAUUAGAAGGCAGCCCAGGGGGCCUGCGGGCUGCUAGGGAGAGGACCUGGACCCAGAACCCUCAGAGCCAGGCAUGGAGGAGGUGUGCUGGGCUCAACUCUCCCCUCUUCAGGCCUUGACUUCCCUGUCUACAAACUGAGGCCAUCAGCCUACCCUCCAGGGCUGAUGAGAGGGGUUAGAUGAGAUAUGGGAGUAAAGGGCAUUUGUAGGAAUGGGGGUCCCUCUGCCAGGCCCCUGUAGAGUCACAGAUUUUGGGGUGGGGAGCCACAGAAUCCUGACAGUGGCACCAGCCAGAAACCCUGGGAGUUAUAUUCUUGGUUCUAGUAUUUCCUCUCUAAAAUUAAGUUUUGACUCCGAAAGAAUUUCAAGCCAAGUUGAAACUCAUUCACUUGAAGGAUGAUUCCCAAGUACGUGCUGCGAGGCAGCUGCUGUGAUUUCCACGUCUUCCUGCCAACUCCUCCUAGGCAUCCCUAGGCAAGGUGCCUCCUUCUCUGAGUCUUAUAUUCCCCAUCUGUAUAGUGGGGACCCCUGGCCUUCCUCUGUACACAAGGGCUGAUGUGAGGCCGGACGUGAACCAGCCCUUUAAGCUCAGAAGCACCAUGUGGUCAGGAGGAGAGGCUGUGACAGGUGUUCACUGUGCUUGAGAACAGCUUUGCAUUUUAGAUCAUGUGUGUUCGUGGAUCACAGAACCACGCAAGUUACCUGGCAUGAAGGAGGCCAGGCUUGAAAGCUUGGAGGGUGGGAAAGGCUUGUCCUGAUCCUUGGCUUCGGGCUGCCCCAAACCAAAGAAAUGUAGCUGGCUGGGUGAGGGUGCCAAGAUUCAGCUUUAUCCAGGGGCUCCGAACACUCGCUCUUGGGUCCUGGAAGCACCAGGCCUUCCUUAUGCUGACGUCCUUCAUUGCUGCUCAUGCAGUCGCUCAACAAACAUGCUGUCAUCUACUCUGUGUCAAGUCUUAUGCUGCUGCUGGGCAGCCUGGGAACUUGCUUCAGGGUGAGCAAGGGGGAUGGUAUCUGAGGGUCCCUCCCAGCCACCUUCAGCUCAUUCUAGGUUGCCAUGACUUCUGAGAGGGGUGUGUGGGGUUAGGGCCCACGCCGGGCCAGCUUGAGGCUGCCUUCUGUACAUGGGUGCUCAGGGCAUUAGUCUGCAGCUGUGUUGAGAUCAGCGUGGGGUUGGUGGCAUCCCAAGUAUUGGGAAAGUGCCUUGAUUUGGUAACACCUGGGAGCUGGGUGGGUCCUGAGGCUGUAAGGCCUGGAAUUCAUCCUCUUGCAUGUCCAUCAAGGCUAAGCAUGAAGGUUCAGCGAAUAAAUCUGUUGUGAGAGAA
Molecule: messenger RNA, 2161 nt
Organism: Pteropus alecto (black flying fox)
Lineage: Eukaryota; Metazoa; Chordata; Mammalia; Chiroptera; Pteropodidae
Gene: TMEM38A
Product: transmembrane protein 38A
Exons: 6
Coding region: 87-845 (252 amino acids)
Biological process (GO): potassium ion transmembrane transport
Cellular component (GO): membrane
Molecular function (GO): potassium channel activity; identical protein binding
Source: RefSeq, a predicted model, not a curated record